Pseudoliparis swirei is the source of this 811-nucleotide messenger RNA. RefSeq names its product mitochondrial ribosomal protein S24 (gene mrps24). Lineage: Eukaryota; Metazoa; Chordata; Actinopteri; Perciformes; Liparidae. Bases 120 to 635 code for a protein of 171 amino acids. Gene Ontology annotation, cellular component: mitochondrion. Gene Ontology annotation, biological process: translation. The transcript is spliced from 4 exons. The record is from RefSeq and is a predicted model, not a curated record.
AUUAAAAUAAAUUAGUCGCGGCAGUUUUAAUUAAACGUUAAAACUACAACGAGGUAAAAACAACUGCAGAGUGAAAACAGUGAAAGCUGCGCGCCCACCAUCCUAACACUCAAACCAACAUGGCGGCGUCCUUGAGCAGCGCAGCGAGCGCGAGUCUGCUGAGGACGGCCCUCCGGUCCGGUUCGCUGUGCGGCUCCUCUGGCAGCAGAGCGCUCCACCUGUCUGCAGCGCGCUGCAAGAAUCAAGCCGCUCGCGCCCGCGUGGGCAAAGGAGACCGACCGCUGACGUACGAGCAGGCGCUGCCGCCGCAUCAGAUCGGCCACCGCAAAGGAUGGCUGUCCCUCCACCCGAGUAACCUGCGUGGCGAGGAGGGCGCGGCCGACCGCACCGUGGAGGACGUGUUCGUGCGGCGCUUCCUGUUUGGGACGUUUCACGGUUGCCUGGCCAACGAGGUCGUGAUCAAGCGCCGUGGCAACGUGCUCGUGGUGUGCGCCCUCAUGCUGCAGCGGAUGCCGCCGCCCAAGUUCUACUUCCUCAUUGGCUACUCGGAGGCGCUGCUGGCACACCUGUACAAGUGCCCCGUGAAGCUGGAGGUGCAGACGCUGCAGGACAAAACCGUGUACAAGUACCUCUGAGGACUCGCGAUGACGUCAUCCUUCAGCCGCUGUGAAUAAAACUGAAGAUGACGCAUGAGUUUAAUGAACUGUGUGUACUUAUACACCGCAGCUCCAGAUGAUAUUUACAUUUGGAAAUGUAACAAUAUAACAUCUUGUAGCACAACACAAUUAAACAUAUUUAUACACUAAAGCCA